Molecule: messenger RNA, 13405 nt
Organism: Lymnaea stagnalis (great pond snail)
Lineage: Eukaryota; Metazoa; Mollusca; Gastropoda; Lymnaeidae
Source: the annotation of a GenBank genome assembly
AGGUCGAUAUCGACUCCUACAUAGUCAUGUGACCUGUGGUGACCAUUGCGGCUUGAAGUGAACAAGGUGUGUUUUAUCUCAACUGCGUGUGUUCAUUUAAACCGUUGCUAAUGGUCAUAAUGCGACGCUAGCUUAUCAUUGGUCUACAUUUCUUUUGUGUGCCAGUUUGGCUAGUGUUAAAGGAAAUUAUCGCGUGGGAAUUUAACAACCUGCGACCUUCAACUUCAGGUCAACGUUAUCUGCCAAGUUGGAUUUGAAAAAAACUAUAAUUUUGCUACUGACCCACCCUUGAACUUUAUAAUUUUCUAGAACACUUCACAUUACUCUAUACUUCUAUUAGUACUAGCCACUAAUCAACAAAGCGUCUUUACCAGUCUUUAGUUGCUGUGAACGUGAUAUUUUAAUAAAAUGAUGUUCAGGUGUUAGCAAAGAUAAUAUAGUUAAUUCAUUUGUCAAAAUCGUUUCACUUUCAAACACGUAUUGUGGCCAGGUUACCUUACACUUAAGUUUCCGAGCAAAAUAUUUUAAAUGACAAUGAAAUUUACUCACAAAAAUUUAAACAUAAAAUAUUAGUUAAAGUUACAUGAAAGGAUUUCAAAAUUGUUAAUGUAUUUCCAUCGGUGAUUUUAAUCCUCUAUUGGCCACUGCUAUUAUUUUAUAUUAUUUUAGUCAGAUAAAUCAUUUUAAACAUAACACUGCCAUGGAUUAUUUUUGCUGUUUUCUUUAAAACAAGGAUGAACAUUAUCCAGGAUCCCUGAAUAUUCAAUUUGUGGAUUAAAAACUGAACACAAACUACAAAACUAAGUUUGACGUUGGAUAUAUUUUUUUUUUACUGUGUGAACUUCUUUGAUUUUGUGAACAAUGUGCAGCAUGUCCAUCGUCCAGCUGAUUUUCUCCAUGGUCAUCGUGGUGUGGCGUGUCCAUGGAAUAGAUGAGUCGAGUUUUGAGGAUACCUUAGGUAAGUCUCUCGACUUUUCAAAUCUCAAGGCGAAACUGCUAUACAUUUUAUUAACCUUUUAGAGUUUCCAGACAACUUUUCUCUCCAUAUAUUUAUUUCAUUCCCAUGCUAUUGAUUGCAGCCUGGGUUAGUUUCACAUGUUGCCCUAUAUGCCUUCCAGCAAAAUAAUGCUUCUAUUUUUAUACCAUCAAAUUCACUGCGAUAAAAUCAACUCUAUUUAUAACAGUAACAUUCUUACGUUAAUCAGUCAUGCGCAAAGGACGGCGUGGAUGCCAGCGGGUCUCUGAUCGUAAAGUUCAAGAGAAAGUAAAUGAAGAUUUUAUUAACAAAUAUGUGAUUCGCUAAUGCAUUAUAGGGUCUCAAAAUAUGAUUAAGAUUUUUUUUUUUAAAUUAAUGAUUUGCUAAAAUCGACUAUUACGGAUGCAUCAUUUUGUACCAGGAUGUCGUAAAGGUGACAUCAUAAAAAUGUAAUGAAAAAGAUUUUGUCAAACUAUCGCUGUAAUACUUAAGGUUAGCUUGAUGAAGAAUUAGUUGUUUUACAAUUCAUAAAUUCGACUUAUUUGAGCAAUAGUGACGGGUAUUAUUACUAAUUCUAUUUAACAUAUCCAAUUAGGCAUUUUGACUGAACAUGUUUGUCUUAGUUUUAUCAGGCCGUUGUUAUUUUUAAACACGAAAACAACGCUUAAAAAAAAAAUCGUAUCCUUUCUUUGUAAGCAUUGUAGGCAUCUCGACGAUUUCCGUUCAUUGAGUAAUUCUCUUUCUUUUGUUAAAAAUGAAAACGAGGGGGUGGGGGUGGGGGGUGGAGCUAUGAAAAUUACUAAAAAUCGUCUCACUAUCCCUUCAGCAUAUUAAAUUUUUCAAAUAAUUGGAAAAUCUAAUAUUGGAUUCUGUUUCUGUUCCCAAUCCCAGAGGGUCUUCGCACCCUGUCACCGAUUAUUACUUUCAUUUCAAUGGCAGUGACCUCUCUUCCACUUUCCUAGUGAUUUCCCUUUCUAUUGUCAGGUUGUUAUUUUUUUUUUUUUUUUUUAAUUGGAAAUCAGUAAGCGUCACUCAUUGGAUCCCUUCAUAUUCCAAUAUCCUAGGUCCUCCCGUGCCACACCCUCCAGUUAUAUCAUUUUCUCACGGGGUUUACUGGAUGUUAUGUGGAAUACUAAACACGAAAUGAGAUGAGAGUGAAUCACUACAGAAACAAAGAGGAAAAAAUGCGAGCCUUGAGGGGGGAGGGGGGAGGAAGAGAGAGAGAGAGAGAGGGGUGGAAAAGGGGAGGGGGGUGUUUACUGUACAAUUUUUGGCAAUAGAAAAAGUAUCCUUUUAUGUAUCAGUGACUGCCUGUUUUGAUCGUUACCAUUAAAAUGAUUUUUUUUUCUUCCCUUGAAUGUCAUAAACUUCUCUGAAAUGAAAAUACGAGAAGGUCCGGUCAAUGCAAACGAAUUGUUAGCGUAGUUACUUAACAAACUUGGCAGAUUAUCAGUAGAGUUAACGACGUUGUCCACUUCUCCCCAUGAGUCCAGCAUCUUGCUGGUCAUGGGGGAACAUCCAGCUUCAAGGAAAACUAACUGUUGGUUGCGACAGUCAUCUGUGCAUUGGCCAGUCGGUGGGUCAAACUAAGAGUCGGCUGUUUUAAUUUAGGGGCUGCGCAAUUCAUGAUUUAAUCUACUAUAGGCAGUGGAAUUUUAAAUGUAAUUUAACCGGGCAUGUUAGCGUAGCUUUAAAGGUAAUUAUUUUAUCUGGUCAUGUCGAUCUUUAUUGGAAUAAUGAGACACAUUAAAUUGUAAAUAAAACAACUUGUGUCACAGCUAUAAUUAUCAUUAAACAAAAUACAAAUUUAAACUGUGUGGCUAAUCAGUAAAACACCCUCCCCCCUAAAAAAAUAAUAAUAUAAUAAUAAAUUAAAUUAAUAUAAAGUAUGUUUAUCCUACCUAUACAUAAAUACAUAAAGAUGAAAGAAAAGUCCCUAACGAAAACAGAUAUCAGACGAUCGGAAAAAAGUGGGCGGGAGUACAAUAUAAAAACCUAACAGGAAAAAGACAUGGCAGCUAUGUAAAAUAGUGAAUUAGUUUUAAUACCUUAUGUAGUCAACGUAACAAAUAUUUAAAAAAAAUUAAUUUGUUUUCCAUAUAAUUUUCUAACACGUGUGUUACUUGCAUGCAGUAUACCAGUUACUGCAAUUUCCAAUAUUCCAUUGUGGUUAGCACUAUUGAAAUUGUUAGAAGCGGGACAAAGGGCUUUUUAAAUGUAUGUUUAUUAUGUUUAUGUGUCAAUUCCGAUCUAAAGUACGACAUUUUUGUGUUUCCAGCUUGCAACUUUAGAUAUACCGUUAGGAAUUGAUUGAACACUGUUUUUGAACAUAUAAUAGUUUGGGAGGGUGUUUUUUUUAAUUCAGAUUCCGGCCGAUAUUUUGGUCAGACAGAUAAGGCACUUUAAAUUAAAUGUUAUGAGUACACUGUUGUGAAGCGAGUUUUGGAGAAAGAUGGAGGGGGGCGUUACAUACGGCAAUAAUUUUGUAUCGCCCCAUUUCAUUGAACUGUGUGUACAGACGCCCUUAAACAGCAAAUGUAUAGACUCCUUAGACAGCCAAUUUACAGACGCCCUUAAACAGCCAAUGUACAGACGCCCUUAAACAGCCAAUUUACAGACACCCUUAAACAGCCAAUGCACAGACGCCCUUAAACAGCCAAUGCACAGACGCCCUUAAACAGCCAAUUUACAGACACCCUUAAACAGCCAAUGCACAGACGCCCUUAAACAGCCAAUGCACAGACGCCCUUACACAGCCAAUGUACAGACGCCCUAGACAGCCAAUGCACGGACGCCCUUACACAGCCAAUGUACAGACGCCCUAGACAGCCAAUGUACAGACGCCCUUAGACAGGUAAUGUACAGUCGCCCUUAAAUAGCCAAUGUACAGACGCCCUAAGACAGCGACUGUACAGACGCCCUUAAUCAGCCAAUUUACAGACGCCCUUAAUCAGCCAAUGUACAGACCCCCUUAGACAGCGAAUGUACAGAAGGCCCAUAGGCAGCCAAUGUACCGACGCCCUUAGACCCGUGUUCUAAUAGACUGGCCUGGGCCGGUCGUGAAAUUCUUUAUUUCCCCUCCCCACCACUCUUACCAAAAACAACAACAAAAAACGCCGGCCCUCGGUCGUGGUGGGGUGAGGUCCUGACAUCGCCACCUUAGUUACACUACUCUAAACACAGAAAAAUGGAGAGAAAAAACACACAUUGAUUUUAUGCUUGUUCCAAACGAAAGCUUCGUUACUUCAAUUUGUGCGGUAGAAUUGAUUCAUCUAGAUUAGGCACGCGCGUGUCUUCCAUAUAUCGCAUUCUUCUUGUCCCCCCUUAACGCUUCUAGGGGGCGCAAUAGCACUUGAUCGGUUAUUUAGGGGUGGCUGGAUGCUAGUAAUGAUCUCAUUAGUCAGUUUACCGGUGGGGCGGGACUUGUCCUAAUGUUGACUAUCGGCGUGAUUAUCGUAAGAGGCUAACACAAUCACAAAGGUUUUAGCGGUGAUCAAUACAUCGAGGUGGCACAACAAUGUUGUUUUGGUGGGACGGAAGAGAUUUUCAUUUCUUAGUUCGGCAUCGCCGAGAUGAAAAACGUGACAUUGUGGUGGGUGUGGUUUGCGAAUAAAGUCUUUGUGUGUGUGCGUGUGGAAAGUGUGAUAUUUCCAACGAGAUAGAUGCACGGACGAAUGAAUUCAUUGGUUCGUUGAAUGGGCGGGAAGACUUAACGUUUGUGUGAGGAUGUUUUCAUUGGUUGAUUAAGAAACGAUAUUGCCAAAGAGAGGCUGCGACAAGACUAAAAUGAGGCGAAUUAGUGAAUUGAAUUAGCUAUACACCCCUCUUCCUCCUCCCCUUCCUCCUCGUAUUUUGGCACCUUUUCCAAUGAGGUACGAAAAAACCACACAUUUGUGAGCAAGUUAAGUUUAAGGUUAAAGUCAGUCAAGGAUUUAGUUAAGAGAGAUCGGGAAUCGGGGGAUUUGGGAAUGGUGGUUGGGGGUGGGGUAAAAAUAACAGGCGUCCAUGCAAUUUUGAAAGUAACGUUUCAGAUAAAAAUAACGAGACUAUUUUUUUGCACCCAAACAAUUUAAAAAAAAAAACACAUGAUUCGCCACUGCAGAAGUGAAUAAAUAGUUUGUAGCAUAGAUCAGGGGUAUUAAUGUAUAGACUAUAAACUCUGCUGAACAUUUGAUUGAUUUGAGAGGAUGCAAUUAUUUGGAGUUUUUAAAACCUGUAGCAGAAUUGUGGAGAUGGGGGCUCGAUCUUAUUCAACAGAAUCGAAGUGUGUAAAAUAAGGAAGCAGUGGAUAGUGUAUUUUUUAAAGCUGUAUGAUUGGACUAAAUUUUUAAAAGCUGUAUGAUUGGACUACAUUUUUAAAAGCUGUAUGAUUGAACCACAUACAGUCACGAACAUUGAGUCAACGCUUAGGCUGUCAUCCCCAAUAAUCAAAUCUGUCACAACCAAUAAUCAUAUUUUUUAAUCAUGAAUGUCCAUAUUCAUAUUAUACAUUUUAAUAAAUAAUCAUAUGUGUCGUCAUAUAAAAAACAUGUCUGUCAUCAUCAAUGAUCAUAUCUGUCAUCACCAAUAACCACAUUUGUUAUCACCAAAAGCCAUUGCUGUCAUCACCAAUAAUCAUGUAUGUCAUCCCAAAAAUGUUCAUGUGUGUCGCCAGUAAUCUUAUGCCAUCACCAAUGAUUAUGUCUGUCAUCAAAAAUAAUCAUAUCUCACCAAUAACCAUUUAUCAUCACCAAUGAUCAUGUCUGUCAUCAGAAAUAAUCAUAUUUCUCAAUUUUUUAAAUUAAACUUUUUGUCUUGAAAUAAUCCUUUACCAUUUUUAAUGGAUCAAAUAUAUGAGGUAUUGAUAAAGUUGGCUAUGACAAUAAGUGAUUUCAGUUUUGAAAGAGAGAAAGAAAAUCAUUGAAUUUCUAAAAAUUAUAUAAACUUAACUAACAAAAAAAAUUCUAUCGUAGUUAGAUUUAUUGGAAAUAAACUUUAAAAAAAAAAAGCUCUGAAAGUUGAAUUUCCAUUAUCCAUAUAUUCUAGCUAGACAAGAAUACCCAUAUAAACCAACAGGUGAACAGAUCUAUACAAAUUAUAGUCAAGAAAUGACAGCAUUAAUUUUUGCACAGGGGUUUGAGAGUUUACAAUAAAAUGACGAAAUUUUAAAUGUAAAUGAACGUUAUCACGUGACGAUCAACCUGACAUUAAAAUCAAAACCGUAUAUGACAGGGCCUUAUUUAAAAAAAAAAAAAUUGGUUUUAAGAAGCUGAUAAAAUAUAUUGCAGAGAAAUGCAAACCAAGUCAAGUUCACAUCUCAUACGGUCGUCUGACCACUGAGAUGGUCAUCAUGUGGUCAACAGCUGGCCAGUGCUCAACUGCAGUCAAAUAUGGAGUUGACCCGUGGAAGCUUGACCAGUUGGCCUCGGGAGAGAGCCUCAUGUUCAACGACAAUACGGUCGGACUCAAAGUCUUGCACAGAGUCGAACUCAGGGUAGGUAACUCUUUAAAAUGAACACGACAUCAAGGUAGUUAACUCUUUAUUAAAGAAAAAUUAAAUCAGGUGUGGUUACUCUUUUUUUGGGUAUACAAAACUUAGUGGCAAUAGUGGGCAGUGAAAUUGAAGAAUGGUAACUCAUGAAUGAGUAGCCUCAGAUAAAAACAAUAUUGUUUGAACGGUUUCAAUAAGAUAAUCCCCACAAUUUAUUUUGUAUAGGUCUACAAGACCUAGGAAGACAUUAUUUAAUUACUCCGUAUUUUUUGUUUUUUUUUACAUUUGGUAAGAGCCUGAUGGGUUCUUAAAUUAACUAAGGUCAUUCGUGAUUUUUGAAAGACGUCAUGGCGUCCAUCCAAAAGAUCUUUUUUUUUUUUUAAAUCUUCUUUUAAAUUAAUUUUUAGCCAGAGACAGACUUGAAUUUGCCAAGUUAAUUUUCCUGAUUACUAUCAUCUAACCUUAAACAAAUAUGCUGCUUCAAACUAUGAAAUUAUUUAUCUGAAGGAAAAAAAGAGUAGGCCUAUAUUAGAACUUCUUACUUUAAAACAAAAGACAAUAAAAAAUGCCUGGUUGGACUGAACCACUCAAAAAAUCUGUCAAAGGCUCCAGUUAUUAUUAUGUUACUAUUACUAUCCAUUAAUUGUAAUUAAUGUUUUAGAUAUUUAUUACAUUAAAAGGAUAGAAAUAGUUGUUACACAACAAUACUUAAAAACCACAGAUGGCAACUCAGAGAAUGAAAUUCACUAGUCUGUAAACUUGGGGGAAAAGUGUCAUGAAACCGAAAAAAAAUAUAUUGAAGUUUUUAUUUUUUAAACGCCUUUAUCAUUUAAUUAUUUUAAAAGGAAAUGUUAAUUUCUUUUACAACAGUUUUUUUCCACAAUGCCCAUUAGGGGACAAUUUGAAGAUUUUGCGGGAAUUUAGUAUCUGAGAAAGGAAAUGUAUUUACGUUUUAAUACAUGGUUGGGGGCAAUAUAAAACAGGUCAUAUAUUUAAAGUUAAUCAAUGUUAUUGUUUGUAAUUUUUUUAAAUUGUUAAAUUCCUGAUAGAAGCCUGUACUGUAAACAUCUUUUUUUUAUAGCUCUUCGUCUUAUAGAGACAGCGACAUUAAUGCCUUAUAGGAUCUCAAGGGGGGUAUGGGACUAAAUAAGUUUGAGGACACAUUACUUUAGAAAUCACAAAAUCAAUAUAGUGUGAGUCUCUUGGUGUAAAAUAUAAUAUUUAUUUACAGGGAUGGAUACUUUAAAAAUAACAAGUCUCUUUUAUUAUUAUUAUUAAUUAUCAUUUUUUUUUUUUUUUGAAUUAAAAAACAUUUUUUUCCAAUCUGAACUGGAUCAAAUGUUUCCUUUUCCACAGUUACUGAUGCCAAAUAAGACAUAUUUUUACACCCCUGUCAGUGAUGAAAUCUCUGGUGCGACUAACUUCUUCAGGACACCAGCAAGCAAUGGGGUGAUUAUUUGUUAGAAUUGAUCAAACUGAAUGGAAGGAUGUGGUGGAGCAGGCUAGGGCCCUACAUUAGCUCUAGCACCACUGAUGAUGAUGAUGAUUUGUUAGAAUAAAUAUUAGAAUUAAUUGCCUAGUCACCACCAGCAUCAUGUUGUAAUGAAAAAUUACUCCCUAAAUACCAAUAAAAUAUUCAGAAUCUUUAUUUUUGUAUGACAAAAAAAACCAAGAUGGCUUUAAUAUCAGGAGAUGUCCUUAAAAUAUUUGAUAUAAAUAAACAGCUAGUGCUGAAACUGGAUCGAAAUUUCUUUCCAUCUCCUUGGAACAACUUCAAAUUUUUGUUUAACUUCAAACAUUCUCAGACUCCUGACGUUCAGCUGAUGAUCAUCAGUGAUGUCAACACAACAUCCACAGCCAUCCACAGACUGUUGCUAGAGGCUCAGACAGGGAAAUAUGCAGCACUGCUUCAUACAGGAAACAUUGCCAUGAACCUCAGUACUCAUGGGGGGCUGGUCAGUUGCUGGUUUUUUGUUGAUUAAUUCAUUUUCUGCUGUAUUAUUCAAAAUUGGUGGAUAAAUUCGUUUUUAGUGAAUUGGUGAGUUUUGUGUAUGGAUCAAUUCGAUUCAAAUGAAUUAAUUUGUUUCUAGUGAAUCCUUUAGUUUUUUUAGUGGAUUAGUGAGGCUUUAAUGGAUUGGUAAAUUUUGUCUGAAUUAAUGGUGCUUCCAUUUGUUUUAGAAUGGUGACAAUUACAUGAAGUUAAUGGAACCAGCCAUCUGUUCAGUACCCUACAUGGUCUCACCUGGUCCAGCUGGUAAUUUUAUUUUUUAAAUACAUGAUUUUUGAAGAUUUUAUUGUUUAUUUUAGUCAUUUAAAAAAAAAAGAGCAAUAAUAUUUUUUUUAUAUUUUGAAUUAAUUAUGUAAAAUCAUUUGAACACUUUAAAAAACUACAUAGUCAGACAACAUGUUUGGUAAGGAAGUUAUAAUUACAGAGUGGUGUCUAAUUUGCUUUUUCAGAAGUGGAAGAGCAGGAAACAUUUUCUCAGUACCUUCAUAGAUUCUCAAUGCCAGAAACAGAGUGGCCAAUUAGUGUUGACAAAAUGUGGUACAGUGUAGACAUUGGCCCUGUCCAUUUGAUCAGGUGGGUAAUGAUGGCUUAAAAAAGUUGUUCAAAGACAUCCAAAGAUGACAAGUUAAUCUGUUAUAUUGAAACACAAAAAUACAUAAUACAUGUCUACGUGAUAAACCCUACAUUGUUAUAAAAUGAAAAACAGUUUGGAGAGUUGACUAAACAAUACGUAAGGAUAUUUAUAAUUAUAUACAAAUAUUUCUAAGUUUAAUAGAUAAUUGUGUUUUAUUUUUAUAUUAUGAGGCUACUAACAAAAAUUAAAAAUUUAAUGUUUGAGAAAACGGACAUUGAAAAUAUAUAAAUGAAAACUAUCUUUUUACCUAUGACUUUCAGUCUAAUGAAUUUAAGAAACUAAAUUUUAUUUUAAAAUUCCAGUUAUUCGACAGAAGUAUUCUAUACCAAAGAUGGAAGAUAUGCAUCUAUGCAACAUGAUUGGUUGAUCAAAGAUUUGAAGCUAGCCAAUCUAAACAGAAAGAAUACUCCUUGGGUGGUAGCAUUUGGGCACAAGCCGUUGUACUGCACUUAUGAAGACCCUGAACUCUUUUGUAACAAAAAAAUUUCUAAAGUUAAGUCAGGGUAAAUAAAUUUUAUUUUUAAACAAUUGAUUAGAAUUAUAAAUUUUAAAUUAUUUGUUAUGGGCAACAAUUAUUAUUCCUGCAAUGCAAACCUUAAACACAUUAACAUAGCUUUUAACAUUUAAUAAUGAAAGCUUUUUCUGUUGACUGUUUUUGCAAGUUUAAAAAAACACACUCUUAUCUCCUUGAAACAUGGAAAAAAAAAUUUUUUUUUUAAAACGUAAAUGCUCUUUAUGUGCAUAGGUCUUUGAGGUUUAAUUGUAACUACAUUGUGCAACUUAUAGUGUUUAUGUAAUGCCAAUAUUCACAGUCUGGAGGACAUAUUUUACCACUAUGGUGUUGAUAUCAUCAUACAAUCAUAUGGUGGAGCUUAUGAACGAACAUUCCCGAUGUAUAAAGGGGUUCAAGUCAGUGAUAACUACACAGAUCCACUCGGACCAGUCCAUAUUAUUUGUGGGGGUGCCAGCCAGUUUAAUAUAGACUACAAUUUUACAGAACCAGCGCGUAAGUUAUCUUGAUACUAAAAAUAAAUCAUAUUUAAACAUGUCUCACACAGGCAAAUUAAAACUCAUAACUCUACACGUUUUAUGUUAUUUAAAAACAUAUGGAUCUUAGUUGAGGUGGCCAUUCAUUGACCUACCAAAUGUGAGUUUUUGCUUUAUUCUUGCAGAUCACACUGUAUAUAGCAAGCAUACUGCCUAUCACAUACAGAUAUGUGGGUGUUGUUGCUAUAACUUUAAUCAUGUGAUAUACAAACUGAUUUCAUCCAACACAGGAUACCUAUUUAUAUUUUCAGCUGCGUGGUCCGCUUUCCGCUUGUCCAAUGACACCAUGCUGACCUAUGGCCGUCUUAACAUUGUCAAUGGAAGUAUACUGGAUUAUGAACAAGUCAACAUUAAAGAUGGGAGUAUUGUUGACAGUCUCAGAAUUGUGCAAGGCAACCAUGGCCAAUUUUCAACUGCUAGUCUACCUCCAAAUGUGUCAGCUGAAAUUGAUAAAGAAAUUGUUGAUGCUGGGGGCAAGCCAGGUAAACAACUUUAAAAUUGGAGUUUAUAGUUUAGUGGUUUGGGUUUGUUUGUUGCUCAGAAUUUAAAUACUAAACAAAACCAGUUACACAUUUUAUUCAAAGAUUAAUUAUUGGUUACCAAAUAUUUCUUCUUUGUAAGUGAUUUAUAUUAUUAUGUUUCUAAAAGCCUAAAAAAAUACUAUAGAUGUUUAUUACUAAAUUUGAAUCACUUUUCAAAACAUUAACAACAACUGCAGCAGCAACAACAACAUAAACAGCAGCUAGAUGAAAACAAACUUAACUGUUUUCUCAUUUGUACUUUCAUUUUUAAUCUAUAGUAAUUUCUAAAAAUAUUGACUCGGUUCAAAGUCACCACAUGUUACAAGCUGUGCAAUAUUUUUUUUAAUCUCUCCUCCCUCCCCCGCUAAUCCCAGGUAUUUUAAAUAUUGAAGAGAUCAAUGUGACAACCCCAAAGUCUAAGAUUGCUGAGUUGCUUGAAGGAGACAACCGCAACCGCAUUAUCAUAGGUGCCAGCUGUGGGGGCUUUUUUCUGUUAGUCAUCAUUGCUGUCGUGGCCACAAAGAAGUGCAGGAGAAAGAGCAAGGUGGCCAGGAGGUGGGAGCAGAUGGACAUAAACUACGGGAAGAAGUUUUACAGCAAGGCCCCGGACAAAGACGAGGACAAUGACUUUGAGAUUGACAUGAGUGAUGGGACUGAACCAACACGGAAGUUGCUUAAUGCUGCUGACUGAUGGGACGGAGCAGACGUAAAGGUUGUUUAAUGACGGCAAAUGGUGAAUGUGUUUCCACAGGAGACUAUGUUUGUUUACUGAAUGCUGAGAGCAUCUUGACAGGAGUGUGCUCGAGUUUUAUUUUUUAAAGAGGACUGAGAGGAACAAUGAAUCUCUGUGAGUUCCCGACUCAGGUAUCACACUCAUCAAAACUAAGUUGAUUGAAACAGUUGAGUUUUGAAAGAUCAGCUCUAAAAAUCUUUCAAUUUAAUGCUAAUUAUGAAUGCAGACAAAAGAUGUGUUGUUGUUUUUUUACAAGAUAUUAUUGAGAAAAAGUUGUGUCCAUAUCAGCAGUUAUUUUGCAAGUUUAACAAAUGAUUCUCCAGUACUGCAUUUAUAAAUGAUAUUAAAUGAAUACAUAAUUAUAUAACAUAUGAUUGAACAUUCUGCAUGUUCCUGAAAAUAUAUUUUUUAUUUUUGAAAAUAUAUCUUCUUACAUACCCUUGGUACUCAUUCUUGAUAUGUAAGUAACAUUUCUAAUUUGUUUUAAAUCAUGGCUUAUUUUAUGCAACUGUUGUGUGUUCAUUUAUGGGUUAUGGAAAUUAAUACAAUUAUUUCUCAUCUUUAGAAACAAGGAUAAUAAAUAAUCACCUUAAUUAUUACGAUUUUUCUAUAAUCAACUGCAUAUACAAUUAUUAAAUAAAUAAAUAAAUAAGAAUUUUUAAAAAAAAAUUGUUUAUCAAAUUAAUGAGUGUAAUUAUUUAUUUGUGUAAAAUACAUAAUUAUCUCAGUUGGCAGGGCAUAAGUGCAAUUGUGUUGUAGUAUAUUGAAAGUGCGUACAUUGUUUUGUGUUUUAUUGUAAGGGUAUUCAUGAAACCAAAAUAUUUAUUUGUGUACUUCCACAAUUCUAAGCAUCAAAAUAAUUAUAAAAUAUCCUGUCUGGUGCCUUAUUCUAUACGUAACAAGAUAUGGUGCAACAACUUUUUGUAUUUUGUAGCACCAUUAUUGUCACAUCAUUUGCGAAUACAAGCUAUGUAUGAUAGGAGGGAAACAAAUUUCUAAUUCACCUCAUUUGUAUUGAUGUUCCAUUACAUGUGUAUUUAAAUAUACUUUAUAUGGUAAGAGUUUCAAUGCAUUUUUCAAAUUAAAUAAAACUAUAAUAAGAUUUUUGAAAAGAUUUCUUUCAUUAGGGUAUUAAAUUAUUUGACUUUCAGUACAACAAAAAUUAAGAGCUGAAAACUGGACAAUUUUUUUUUUAAAUUUAAAGAUAAACUGUCUUCUAAUGCAGGUUAACAAAAAAAAAAAGAAUAUCUUAAUGUCAGAUUUUUUUUUUUAUAGUCUGCACAUGAAUCUAGCAUCUGAACUAUGUGAACUAGUUGAGACGCUUAACUACAUUUCAAAUUAAUACUGAAAAUAUUUCUCAAAUUAUCCUUUAAUCUGUGUUCAUCCAUAUUUUAGCACAUUGGACAUUUUUCUCUUCCCAUUCAUCUGUGUAAAAUGGCUCACUUUUUAAUGUGUAUAUAAAAGAUUUGUGUGUUCAGUUACAUGACUAUAUUGUAAAUUCUAAGAGCCUCAAUGUCCACAGGUUUUAUAGGCCAAAAAUUUAUUUUAAAUGGAAAGCUGUAGAAUAAAGUUUUAAAACAUGUUAAAAUUUUUUUUAAAAACAGAGUGCAUUUUAACAAAAUAAUUUACAAUUAAUUCAGAUGUUGCAUUGUAAAUUUCCUUAGAAUGAGUAAAUGUCAUUUGAAUCCCAAUUUUAAUAAAUUCCCUCCAAUUUAAUAAAAAGUUUAAUGGUUUAUGUUUUUGAUUAAUUUAUGCUUUUGGCUUUGUAAAAAUGAAAUUCAAAAGCAGAAUAAAAUGUUGAGCGUUUCUAGCAAAGACUUUUGCCUCUGCUAAUGUAUUUCCUUUGUUCAUUAAAAGAUGUAACUUGUACAAAUUUCUUAUCACUAGCAUCAGCUGCUGCUGACUAGCUCUGAAGAGUUAUAUUAAAUUGCAUAAAUGACCAUAGCAAUGAAUUCUUUUUAACAUGACAACAUAACUUUUAUUUAAAAGAAAUAAUAAAAAAAUUUUAACCAUCAG